Molecule: messenger RNA, 2402 nt
Organism: Cervus elaphus (red deer)
Lineage: Eukaryota; Metazoa; Chordata; Mammalia; Artiodactyla; Cervidae
Gene: VAPB
Product: VAMP associated protein B and C
Exons: 6
Coding region: 323-1054 (243 amino acids)
Biological process (GO): endoplasmic reticulum membrane organization
Cellular component (GO): endoplasmic reticulum membrane; plasma membrane
Molecular function (GO): FFAT motif binding
Source: RefSeq, a predicted model, not a curated record
CUCUGCUCCCCGCCGCCCCCGAGCGCGCGCCGGGUUAAGGCGGCCGGCCUGCUGCGUGUGUGCGUGCGUGCGUCGGCGCGUCGGUGCGUGCGUGCGUGCCGUACGCUCGCUGGGCACCGCGGCCUCACCCUCGCCCUCCGCCCCGGCGCCUGCACCGCGUAGGCCGUCCCCCGCCCCCCCGCGCGCAACCCAUAGGCGACCCCCGCCCGCGUCCCGGCAGGCCCCCCCUUUCCAAAUUUAAAGGGGGCGCAGCAUUCACGCGUUCCGCCCCAGGUGACCUCUCAGGGGUCUCCCCGCCCGAGCUGCCCCGCCGCCGAGGAACAUGGCGAAAGUGGAGCAGGUCCUGAGCCUCGAGCCGCAGCACGAGCUCAAAUUCCGAGGUCCCUUCACCGAUGUUGUCACCACCAACCUGAAGCUUGGCAACCCGACAGAUCGAAAUGUGUGUUUUAAAGUGAAGACCACGGCACCGCGUAGGUACUGCGUGAGGCCCAACAGUGGGAUCAUUGAUGCAGGGGCCUCGAUUAACGUAUCUGUGAUGUUACAGCCUUUCGAUUAUGAUCCCAAUGAGAAAAGUAAACACAAGUUUAUGGUUCAGUCUAUGUUUGCUCCAACUGACACUUCUGAUAUGGAAGCAGUAUGGAAGGAGGCAAAACCGGAAGACCUUAUGGAUUCAAAACUUAGAUGUGUGUUUGAAUUGCCAGCAGAAAAUGAUAAACCACAUGAUGUAGAAAUAAAUAAAAUUAUACCCACAACUGCAUCAAAGACAGAAACACCAACGGUGUCUAAAGCUCUGAGUUCCUCCUUGGAUGACACUGAAGUUAAGAAGGUGAUGGAAGAGUGUAAGAGGCUGCAGAGUGAAGUCCAGAGGCUUCGGGAGGAGAACAAGCAGUUCAAGGAGGAAGACGGACUUCGGAUGAGGAAGACAGUGCAGAGCAACAGCCCCACUCCCGCGUCAGCCACGGCUGGGAAGGAGGAGGGCCUGAGCACCCGGCUGCUGGCGCUCGUCGUCCUCUUCUUCAUCGUUGGCGUGAUCAUAGGGAAGAUCGCCUUGUAGAGGCAGCAUGCGAGACGGGGAUUGGAUUGAUGGGUCCGCCAUAGUGUGGGAUUUAAAUUUAUCAUAACCAUGUGUAAAGAGAAAUUAAUGUAUGAUGACAUCUCACAGGUCUUGCCUUUAAAUUACCCCUCCCCGCUUGUGUGCACCCAUGCACACACACACACAAAUAGAACAUAAUAUAACAAUCUUUUAGAAAGUUUAAAACGCAUAGUAAAUGAUUGGGGCAAAGAGUGAACCUUAUUAAUGACAAGGGAAACCAUGAUUAAAUGGUAAUGGCAUGUUGUGAAUGUCAUUUUAAGCAUCCAUAGCCUUGGUCCACGUUGCUGGAAUUCCUCUCUGCAAACAUGACACUCUUCCCCGUCUGUUGGUGCUGGCCUCUGGGAAGCUGGAGCCCACCCUGUCGAUGUCCUUCCCCGCGCCGCUCACUCACUGCGGGCAGCCUCUCCAUGCCCACCCCGGCCAUCAGUUCCUGGGGACUGGUGCACAGGGCCUGAAGGCACCAAGAACGGAGCUGUGGCCGCAUCAGCUCUGCUCAUCAGCAGCGGGGAGUGUGUGUUGCUGACUGACCCGACGCUCCGGAAGUCAAAGUCAUUGAAUGCUGUUCUCUUCAAGGGACCAAGCUAGAUAACUGUUGGUUCGUGUAGUGAGAUUGAAUUAUUAUUCAGAGAUGUUUAAUGCAUAUUUAACUUAUAUAAUGUAUUUCAUCUCAUGUCUUCUGUCACAAGAUUAUAAUUAAUUCUGUGGCCUAAAACCCACCUGUGCUACCUAACACCGUGGAGUGAAGCUGGCAAUUGCUGCCGAAGGUUCAGGGCUCUGUGCUCACAUGUGCAUGCACGCACACACGCGUACACACACACACACACACACACACACACACGUGUGCUCGUGGGAACGUUGGAGAAGAACUGCCGGGAAAUGUCUUCUGUGUAGAUAAGUGAUAGCCACCAUGGGGAGAGGACUCUCAGUAGCGGCAGUCAGCUCGAGGUCACUGUUCAGGGGAAAGAGUAGCUGGUCCCUGUGCUGUCUGUCUUCCUCUGCUCCUCACCACCACCCACACUUCAGCACCCAUGCCCCAGUGUGGUCCUGACCUUCCCAGGCAGCCCUGACUUGGAGUCAGGGCGAGAAGAGGCAGGCAGCAGAGGGGCCGGGGAGAGGGAGCCAGCUCGGCGCGGCCGGGGUGUGGUGGAUGGUGCUGGAGGGGCUUCAAGAGGGACUGUGGAUGAGCCGUCAAGUAGUGAUGGAGAGCUUGACUGUGAAUUAAUUUUAUGCCGUAAAAGACCAAUCCAAUUCUGUUUGACUAUGUAGCAUCUUAAAAAGAAAAAAAAAAAAUAAAGCCCCCAAAUUAAGA